Gasterosteus aculeatus aculeatus (three-spined stickleback) is the source of this 3603-nucleotide messenger RNA. RefSeq names its product IQ motif containing E (gene iqce). The record is from RefSeq and is a predicted model, not a curated record. Gene Ontology annotation, molecular function: protein binding. NCBI's taxonomy places the organism in Eukaryota, Metazoa, Chordata, Actinopteri, Perciformes, Gasterosteidae.
AAGGAGUCAGAAGCAACGAUCACUAUUGACCGUUGGCCUUGGUUUCACUUAUUAGCUCCAUCAAGCUAAACAAUGCUUGAAACUGGUUUCAAAUUUCAAAAUAAGCGUCUUAUUGGAAAAACGUGUUCCCGUUUUCUGAAACAGUUUUACAACCAUGUGCCUUGCACACACAUGAGCGGGAUCGAAACUAUAUAUAUUAUUAUAAAUAUAUUGUAAUAAACUUAAUGUAAUUAAUGUAUUAUUAUUUACUAGCUUUAUUGUGAAGGCACGCCCUCGUCGCUUCCGGUAUGCCUCUGACUUCUUCUAGCUAGUUUGAUGCGGCUCGUAACCAGCCGCCCGGUUGCUAGACGACUCGAUCCGCAACACCGACGUGAACACGGUGACCGCUGCAACGGAGGAAAACAACAUUUUAACGGGUUUCAGGACGAUACGGUCAACGGUGUCCACCAACGGGUCGUGAGGCGCACAACCCGCGGAAUUAACGGCGACGAACACCCGUGUUUUAGUCCAGCUAACGUCUCUUUUGUUGAGCCACCGAUUAGUCCUGAAGUCGGGAUUUAUUUGUUUUAUUAAUUUUUUACUUAGGGGAAAAAAAUGAGAGGAUUCACGUACACACGGAGAAAGUCAAGUUGUCCCGACUCGACGUAACGUUGCGCUUUCCCCCGCUAUGCUGAGGACCGAUGCUAAGAUGUCUCUGGAGACCAGCGACGUUCUGACGGAUGAAGACUGCGAGGAGCUGGGCGAGGAUUGCUUCUCUUUCUCUGCUGAUGUUUUGGAGAAGAUAAAAAGAACCAAGAGAUCCUCCUGCAAGCCUCCUCCGUCUCCACGGUCUCCAUACCUCUCCAGCAUGAAUAUGAACCCCAGGAGGGCAGCGGUGGCGGCCUGGAGACUGCCGAGGGCCUCCCUCGGGGACACCAGAGGUGACCCUCUUGGGGGGAGCGGCCCAGCUCGCAUCACGUCCCUCAGCAACGGCCAUGAUGCGUCCCAGACGUUAAGGUCGGAGUUUGAUGUCACCUCAGAGCUUCUCAAACAGACCUUGAGCACGAGGCAGCACAAGCAUCUCCACUCUGGAUCCAACGGCGUCACCGGCGGCACGGUGGACUACAGAGAGAAGGAGAGCAUGUACGACGAGAUCAUUCGACUCAAGAAGAGUCUCCAGGAACAGAAGUCCGACAAAAAGCAGAUGAAAGCCAAACUCCGCCGCCUGGAGGAGGAUAACGCUAAGAGAGAGAAACAGAUAGAGGAGCUGUUGGAUCCCACUAAAGGAUCUGAAUAUACUCGUAGUUUGGUGGAUAAGAAAAGAGAGGGCAGUGUGGUUCUGAACGGGCUGAAGCAGAGAAUCCUGAAGCUGGAGCAGCAGUGUAGAGAGAAAGAAAAAGCCCUGAGUAAGCUACAAAGCGAGCUGAGGACCACUAACCUGGAGGAGCUGAAGAUCACAGUGGAAACCUACUUUGACGAGAUCCAGAGGCUGAGGAUGCUUCUCGAAGCUGCGGAGAAAAGUCGAGCGGAGAGCAAAUGCUCCCAGAGGCAGCAGAAAGCUUUGAGCUCCACGGUUCAUCGUCUCUCCGGCAGCCUGAAGCAGCUCCAGCAGGAGAACGCGGCGCUGCGAGAGGAGCUCGACACCGACGGCCCCGCGGGAGGAACCAAAGGUUACAGAGAGUGGAGCAAGCAGAGACUGUUGAGAAGGCUGCUGGAGGUGGAGAAGAGGCUGGAGGACGGCAGAGGACCCGCCCACGCGGCGCAGCGCAGCGGCCGAUUGGACCGGGGGGUCCAGGCCACCCACACGGAGGCUCCCGGGUUCACCGUGGCAACAGAGGCAACGGUCUCCGUGGGAACCGUCACGGAGGAGGGGGGGGAGGUUCCCGCUCUGAGAGAACGCCUCGGCCAAUUGGAGAAGGAGAGGGCGGAGCUUCAACAGAGGCUGUCAGGCAAAGAUGAUGAACUGAGACAGUCGAGGGCAGAAAGAGAAGCGUCGGAGAUUGAGACCGAACGGUGGAAAGCUGAGCAGACAAAUGAACGGGAGCGAGAGAGGCAGCAGCACACACUGGAGCUGGAACAGCUGCUGAUGAGGAUCCAAACUCUGGAAGAGAAAAGUAAAGCGGCACAAGCGGAGCUCCCUUCUGCCGCGUCGCCCGACGACCGCAGGGACACUGAUGCUGGAGUCCGUCCGGAGGAAGGAGGCAAGAGGGACGGUGGAGGUUCAAAGGAGAAAGAGGAGGAGGAGGAGGAGGAAGAGUUGGGAACAGAGGAGAAAGAAAGAGAGAAGUCAGCGUUGGUUAUCCAGAGAAACUGGAGGGCGCACAGCAACAGGGACAUCGUGAUGCUGCAGUCGGCGAUGAGAGCUCAUCUCCUCAGAGACUCCCGGCUGAAGGACCUGCUAAAAGAAACGCACAAAAAGGCCGUGGAGGCAACAAGUGAGGCUGCAUCCUCCGCGGAGGGAGGGUUUGACGCGGUUGCCUUGACGAUGAUACAGUCCUCAUUCAGGGGACACCUGGCUCGCUGCAGCCGCGCAACCGAGAGCUCUGGGUUCUCUGUGCCUUCUCCGAUGGGAAACGACGCGCCGACGCUGGCAAAAGGAGGAGCGCGCUCAAAACACCCACACGACACAACAGAUGGGGGAAAGCAGGCGGAGGAAGAAGACCCCUGGCUCCUUUCUAGCACUCACUCCACCUGGACGACGGCACCAACCGGUAUUGAUUUCCCUUUAGACCAAACGGAGCUUCGCUGCACAGCUGAGCGCAUCGGAGCCGCCGACGCUGAUUCCGACGACUCCGAUGACAUCAUCGUAUCGCCGUCGCGUCCUCUGAGAAGCAGAGAAGUCUUCAUCUUGUAGAACCUCUGGGUUGUGUUUCUUUAUGAGUGUGUGUGUGUGUGAGAGAGAGAGAAAGUCUGCAGGAAGACCUUCAUGUUCCUGCUCAAUGUGUCGGAUACUGAACCUGCAAACAAUAUCUGAGAUAUUCCGAUACUAGUCAGGAUAACAUUUCACACGCACAACAUGCUCUUUCUAUAGUAAUAACCAGAACAUUCGGGGAAGUUGCAGGUUCACCGCGGCACAUAAACACCUGAUGAUCAGGGUCUUAGGACACUGUCCAUAUGGAUCCCAUUGUUGGAGAAAGAACUUGAUUAAACAUAAAAUGGAAAUCCCUUUUGAUCUUCACCUCUUGUGCUUUCUUAUUUGUGCCAAAGUGCCUGCUGCAUGGUUAAUAUAAUAAAACUUAUGGUAAUAAAUGCAUUUGUUUCUCUUAGCCGGACCCGACAAACCGCUUUCAGGUCGCAGGCUUGUAACACGCAAACGGCACCACGCUAAUCUACCACGUGCGCUUAGUACUAGGACGGCUGAUUGUGAGGUUUGAUCGAGGGAUAAUUCUCUGAACUGAUGCACUAUUGAGUCUAACUGUGAAUAAAUUAUAGAUCCGUCUGCAGCAAUACUAAACACACGGGCAGGACAGUGGGGGAUACACAUGGAGUUUGUAUGGAUUCGAUAAUGUGUGUGCUCUAUAAAAUAAAAAAAGGAUCAAUGCGGAUGAGUGCAGUUUCUUCCGCAGGAUGUGUGUAACUUAAACUUCUGAGACUUUCAAUAAAAAUGCUUUUUUUAUAAUAAAA